Dovyalis caffra is the source of this 822-nucleotide messenger RNA. NCBI's taxonomy places the organism in Eukaryota, Viridiplantae, Streptophyta, Magnoliopsida, Malpighiales, Salicaceae. The record is from the annotation of a GenBank genome assembly.
AUGACGGGCUGUUCAGUUCUAAACAACCAGUCUUACAAGAGAAAAGAGACGGCAACAAGUAAUAUCGGUGGCUCUAUGGGAACCCAGAUAACUGCACUUGUUGUAGAUGAUGAUAGAAUCACCCAAACCAUUCAUUGUAAGCUCUUGAAUAAGUUGGGAAUCGAAAAUCAGGUUGCUACCAACGGAAAGGAAGUUGUUGACCUCCAUUGUUCGGGAAAAAGGUUUGACCUCAUUGUGAUGGACAGAGACAUGCCUAUCAUGAAUGGCAUUGAGGCAACAAGGAAACUCUGCAUCAUGGGCAUAAGUAGCAUGAUUAUAGGCAUGUCAUCACGUUCUCUGGAACAAGAAACAAAGGACUUUGUGGAAGCUGGCCUAGAUGAUUAUCAGGAGAAGCCUUUGACAAGUGCUAAGGUCAUCUCAAUCCUCCAUAAGCACUAUGCGCAUCGAUGGCGAUGGCCUCCACUCAUAUUCGAGUCACCAAAGGCGAUAAAACUCUUGUUUGUGGAGAAAGGAAAGCAUCUAACAUCUUCAUUCCGACGGACUUUAUCGCAUGCCUUUCAAGAUAUGAAACUUCUUAUAACCUCGAUACCUACGAAGCUACGGCAACAAUCAUCGAAAGAAAACCCGAAAGAUAGCACUGGGAACAUUGGAGGAGGUGGCGAUGCGUAUUGGAAUCCGAGGUUUGGUGGAAGGACUAAGUCUUCUUCCGGGGGUGGUGGACGAAGAGCACGAGGAGGAGGAGAUACGGUUGUUGAUGGUGGUGGAGAGAAAACCGGAGGUGGAGGUGAUCCGACCGGUCGUGGUGGUGGUGGUGGAGAGUGA